UGCCCAACUUUCACGCGGCGUGCACGGUGAAUGCACCAUGUCCUCCUCCGACGGCAUGACGUGCACUUCGGACGGCGACGCCGCAGCUUGUCACCGGCGACGGUGCAGCGGCUUGACCGGUUGCGCGCUUCUCGCUUCCGAAGCGGCGGCCCACGUCGCCAGGCUGUGCCGUUCCAACCCGCGACUGCUGUCCAUGCUUAUCCAGGAGAAAUGCGGCGACGACGCCAAUAGCAGCCGGUUCGCGCAUGACUUCAAGACGCUGGCCGACGUGCUGGUACAGCGAUUGGUCGCGAAACGCAUCGGCCGACAGUUUCCAGAACUCGAAGGGAGCGUGUAUGGUGAAGAAAACGAUACAAUCCAAAACAAUAAAGGUCAAGACGUCACCAUACAAGUCGGAGAGACAGUUGAAGAGACAUUUCAGUGUUUGUCGAAAGCUUUGGGCGACGAUUUGGACUCUGCCAAGAGCUUAGCCGAAGCCGCUCACAAAGAAUUCGGAUCGAAAGAUCUCAACGUCGACUGUUAUCCGCUCGAAGAGGAAAAUCUCGAUUUGGAAAAAAUCGGUAUAUGGAUCGAUCCUAUUGAUUCAACAAACGAAUACAUAAAUGGAAAUGUCAAUACCAUAAAUGAAUACGGAUUUCACUCUAGCGGACUUCAUUGUGUUACGAUUAAUAUUGGUUUAUUCGACAAGCACAGUGGAAAACCAAUUGCCGGCGUUAUCAAUCAACCGUUUUUCGAAUUCGACCCCGUCAAAGGGUGGAGUGGAAGAUGUUACUGGGCUUAUUGCGACGGUCAGAAAAGUUUAAAUUCAUUGCCAGAAAUCAUUAGCUGCAAUCAGGAGUUGGUGGUGACAAGCAACAGCGAAACGGACGAGGCCAAGGCGGCGCUACAGCGGUCGGGUUACACGGUGGCCACGGCGUCCGGGGCCGGUUACAAGAUGCUAUGCGUGGCGCUAGGCGUCGUUAAGUGCUACGCACUGACCAAGGACUCGACGUACGAGUGGGACACGUGCGCCGCGCACUCAAUGCUCGCGUCCCAGGGAGGCACGGCCUGUCACUGUCGUACAGCCGACGGGCCACUAACGUACCGGCCCAAGAUUGCGGGUGGCGGCGUACGGGCCCACUGCAACGCGGCCGGUGUAAUCGCUUCGCGCGACCCGCAAACCGUGGACCGAGUGCACGCGGUUCUGCAGUCAUCGAUGCGCCUGCAGCACUGCAGCAGUUGAUGCGCUUUUGUUGGGUUGUGUUGAAACUGUACAUAAUAUUAUAAUAACGAUAAAUGAUGUAUAGUAGUGUAAGUAUGCCAGUAUAGGACGUACUCUCUCGUUUCCGUUUA
Molecule: messenger RNA, 1332 nt
Organism: Diuraphis noxia (Russian wheat aphid)
Lineage: Eukaryota; Metazoa; Arthropoda; Insecta; Hemiptera; Aphididae
Gene: Ipp
Product: inositol polyphosphate 1-phosphatase
Molecular function (GO): inositol-1,4-bisphosphate 1-phosphatase activity
Source: RefSeq, a predicted model, not a curated record